This is a messenger RNA of Scatophagus argus, 4881 nucleotides long. RefSeq lists its product as uncharacterized. The transcript is spliced from 5 exons. NCBI's taxonomy places the organism in Eukaryota, Metazoa, Chordata, Actinopteri, Scatophagidae. The record is from RefSeq and is a predicted model, not a curated record. Bases 150 to 2756 code for a protein of 868 amino acids. Gene Ontology annotation, molecular function: protein binding.
GGGUUACCUGCAGGAAUGCGGCAUGUGAGGCGGGGCUUAAAUACCUGAAAUGGGCGGGACUUUCGUGUUUGACAGAAACAAUUCGCCGACCUUUGAAGCCGCUGGUGAGAAAAGACCAGAAAUAAGGCGAAAGUAAAGGAGAAACGAGGAUGGCCACGGAAUUCACGCAGGACACGGUGCUGCAUUUCCUCCAGAGCAGCGGAGGCUCGGUGAAAAACGCCGACCUGCUUCUGCACUUCAGAAACUUCAUCCGGGAUCAUGCGGACCGGGACAGGAACCGAGAGCUCUUCAAAAAGUUUAUUAACUCCGUGGCCACCGUCCAACAGAUCGACGGCGUUUCUUUCGUCGUUCUCAGAAAGAAAUACAAAGGACAUGUCGCCGGUGGCGGUGACAGGGGCUCUUCCGGGCCGCUGCGAGUCCCCGCCGGGAGGAGCACCGAGCCACCCAGCACAGUCCAGCCUCGGCCGAAACCUCAGCUAACGGAGGUGACAACACCCGCCGAGAAAACAGUCCUACCUGCGGCUGGGAUCAUUCUCAAUAACAACAACAACAACGUGGAGGCGAAUUUGAAUCUAAAACCGAAACAGCAACAGGUGAUCAGCACACCUGCGCCAGCACAAGUCUCCAGGAGACCAGCAGCACCUCAGGUGGUGAGUCAGAUCUCAGAGAAAACUGAAGUGAAGACCCCCAGUCUGCCAGAACCUCCUGCCCAGGAUCAGCGCACUAAACUGGGACAGAACAGAGUGGAUCUUGUCCCGUCUCCAGGGCUCACACCUGUGGUCGCUGCAGUCAGACAUCGUGGAGAAACCUGCCAGCAGUUUCCAGUCCCAGAACCCGUCAUAGUGAGGCACGCCUGUCUGCAGCCUAAACAAGGUCUUCAUCAGGAGCCUCCUCUUCAUCUUCAGGUCUCGCCACGCCGCUUCAGAAACAGGCAGAGUUACAAAUCUGCCGUCUCUUGCGAUGAAGAUGAGGAGGAAGAGGAGGAUUUCUCAGUGAAGCGAGGAUCAGCAGGAGGAAUGUGGCCCAGGGGUGCCCCCUUUGACGACACGGGAAGGGUUGUCUCCCCCUCCUCGCCCUGCAUCACAGUCCCGUCUGUUUCACCCUCUGUUUCCUCUUGUUCUUCAUCAGAAAGAACGCUCCCAAGGAUUUACAUCCAGAAUGUGCAAGGGCAGUUGCUGCCCGCUGGUGGGCCAGACAGGAGCUUGGAUACAGGGGUGGGACAUAGAGGACAGUGGACCAGGCGAGGGCCGGAAUCUGGAUCUGUUCCUAAGGAUUCAGCAUUCAGCAGACACAGCAUACCCUUAGAGACGGAGCGCUACAUCGCUUCUCCAGACCGAGCUGAAGAGGUGGUGCUCCACCGCGAUGUCCACGCAGAACGCAAACACGUGCAGCCUGCAGGUGUCCAUUUUGAGCCCACGCAUGGGACAGAUCAAAGGCUACCGCUGUCUUCUAGCCACAGUAGCAUCUUCUCUCCCUCAUCUGACGCUGGACACUCCUCCCCCAGAGGAUCAGGAUGGAACAGCAGCUAUGAAGAACUACAGACCAGAACAGGAAAUGCUGUGGAUGAGUCAAAAAUCCAAGUACUCCAGCCAGCUCAGAGGACCAGGUUUGAGCCUGGCAGUAAAACUGCUCCGCCUUGGCAUCGCUCUGCAGAGCAUCUCCAUGACGACCAGGAGCCCACAGCUCGUGUGUCGCCAUUGUACCGCUCCACAGGUGAUCUCUAUGACGACCGCGAGGAAUCAGAGUCGAGCGAGGGCUCCCCACUCUCCUCGCCUCUGCGACCACGGGCGGCGGUCGCCAGGCGGCUCAGCAGCCAGUUGAGGAGCAGGAAGUGCCGUAGCUUGGGGGCCGACCUCGACCAAGUCCUCCAGCAUGAAGCAAAAGGAGCAGUAGGAAGCGAGGCAGCCCGUCUGAACCGCCUCCAUCUGAUCUCCUCUUCACUGAGCCUUCGCUACAACCUGUCCUCGUCCUCGCUGUCAUCCUGCUCCACACCACCCCUCUCCCGCAGCCUUGCUGACCUGGUCGAACGGGAGGGGAAAGAAGGAAAGAGUCUCCCCGCUGCCUCCUCCCCUGCUGCUCAUCAUGAAGGCUCCAGUAGGCAGUCCCUGGUUCCUCUGGAGCCCAGGGAACACGCCUGGCUGGUGAAAGGGGCAGCGGGAGCCUGGCCUGACAUCUACACCCUGUUCAGAGAGGACUCGUCCCUGCUCAACAGACGAGACUUCAUCUCCGGCUUUACCGUGCUGCACUGGAUUGCCAAACACGGCGACCACAGAGUCCUCAACACUUUAUGGUAUGGAGUUCAGAAGGCUGGUUUGGCCUUUGACAUAAAUGCCAGGGCAGCUUGUGGCCACACCCCUCUCCACAUUGCUGCCAUCCACGGCCACAAGAAUAUAAUACGGUUGCUGGUUAACAAGUUCCAUGCUGAUGUGAGGCUGAGGGACACUGCAGGAAAGAAGGCGUGGCAGUACUUGAGCUGCACCAUCCCCUCAGAUGUCUUCCAGCUGCUGGGAGCUCCAUUGCAGGCCACUCUGAGAGGAGAGGGAAUGGUUGGGAGAGUAGACAGCAGCUGGCAACCGGAAAAGAGUCGCAGCCGCCGCCACCGUCUUCGGCAUCACCUCUCCUCGGCUUCCUCGGGAGAGAGGCCACUGACCAUUUCGGGCACAGCGAAGGUCAAGAGGUCAUCGUCGCUAGCUGCAUUUCUCAAACACAAAUCGCUUCAACGGUUCCAAGGACAUCAGUCUGACUCUUCCAUUUAAAAGCCUCCAGUGAUGGAUUAAGUUGGAUUUGUAUGUAGAGUUCUGAAAUGUCAUUUACUCUCCAUUCAACUGAUCAGCUGUUUACAUGCUGAUUUCACAAGCAUGAACCAGGUCUGAACUGGAUUUACUGGACCUCGCCACAGCUCGGCCAAGAUGAAAAAGUAGCUAAUGAUGUGCCACUUGUGUUCCACUGGCACAUCAUGGAAAUGCAGUUAAAUGGCUUUUGACUAUCUCUGAGUGAUAAAGGCUAAUUCCCACACGUUUGAUUACCAAUAGAAACAUGGCUCAUAAGGAUUUAUUGGGCUCUAAGAUCCCUACUCUCGCUGUAAGGGAGAUGUAAGGCCCCAGCCAACCAGCAUUUACAGUAUGUCCACAAAAUAUCAGUAAACUUUAUUUGAGUAGAAUCACUGCUCAUGGGGAUGGAGAAAAGUAAAUCCGAGCAAAAUUUUCAACUUUGACACACAGAUUUCUGUUGCUGACAAAUAUUAACCUGUCGUGGAAAGUCCUAAAAAGAGAUUUAUAAAAAAUUUAUAAAAAAGGAUUCAGCCACUUCAUUCCAAAACAUUGAGCUCAGUCCGUAUGACUGUAACAACAGGGAGCACCAGUUGUCCCCGCUGGAGCUUUUGGUUUCAUUGGAUAUGGAAGAUAAAAGAUUAUAUCACAAAGCCUGUUUGGUCUGAGGCACGUGACAGCUUAAAGCGAGAGGUUAUUUGCAAGCACUUGGCAGACUAGAUUGGUUUUCAGCAUGACAAUUGUAUGAUGUCAUUGUUGUGAAAGGUGGAAGUAUGAGUCAAAUGGCAGCACGAGCUCCAGUUUCAGUCACUUAGACUUGUGGUUUACUCCAGUCAGCAGCAGAGACGAUACUGCAUCUUUUUAACACUUUUUGCACACAUCUGGUCUCUUUUAAUAUGUGCUUUAAAAUUCCUCAUUGUUUCCAAAUCUUUCAUGGGUUUUUCGAUUGAUUUUCUUCCUUCCAGGCAGCCUGUAGUAGCUAUGAAAAUGAACUUGUAGUGAAUUGAGAUGUGGGUGGGAAGUACAAUAAGCAUCAUGAACACCUGUACGAUAAAAUGAAAUCGCUUUUAGGCACUACUUUUGUGAAGCCUCACUUUUUGCUGGCACUGAGUUAAAGGUGUUUUAAGACAGUGGAGUGAUUUGAAAGGUAAUUCUGAUUUUUGUAACUUGGGUCUUAUUUUCGUAGUCAUUUCGCAUAGGUAAUGAAGUCUUAAUGCUAAGCUAAGCUAACGUCUCUUGUCUGUAGCUUCAGAUUUCUCAUACACAUAUGAGAGUAGUCUUGCAGUAGAAGAAUGUGAGUAAGCACAUUUUCCAAAAUGUGAAACUAUUCUUUUAAUUUGGUGAGUACAAUGAUGCUAGUGCUAACAGACGAGCUACGAAAAAGGGAGCCAAGUCGUAUCAAAUUGAAAUGAUCCUUUACUUUCUGAUAACUCGCCAUGGUAUUUUAUUCGAUUGCACUUUGUUGUCGGGUGUUCGUGUUACUUUGUCCAUCCCGCGUCAUGUUAUGGUCACCAUCUUGUUUUGCUUAUUCAGUAUGCUUGUUUCUGUAUUUGUCAUGGUCACAUUAUCACUGCAUUGUCGUGUGUUGCAUUCAUGUGCUGCUUGGACCUCUGAGACCUUUCUCCAUUUUUCAACAUAGCUUAAAACUUUUGAGCAAAUGUUUGCCAAAUCUCACAUCAUGGAGCAUCUCAAAAGCACUUGAACACAACAGACUGGCAGAUGUCACACUCGGGAGAGCCACAUGAUUACAACAAAAAUAAACCAGAUAUGAUGCUGACUGUGAUGGAUUAUUUGUCUGCAAAUUGUUUUUCAUAGAAAUGAUAAUCAGUGAGGAAGCCACUGAUUAAGGAAGGAAGAGAAACAACCUAAGAACUGAUGGAGGAAAAGUUAAACUGGAAUGAAUCGGACAGGAUUUGUAGCUGAUGGUGUAAAGCAUGUAAAACACUAGUGUUGUACUUUUAACGCUCAACAUCAAGAUAAAACUGGUGUGUUUUGGUUUAUAAAUGAUUUGAUUUUGCUGUACUUAGAAUUUCCACUGUGGAGAUGUAAAGUAUUUUUCAUGCCACUGGUUAACGUUUAUACCACUGAGUAUUAAAUAUGUUUCAUAGCUGAA